Messenger RNA from Emericellopsis atlantica, 2901 nucleotides. RefSeq names its product heat shock protein 78. Gene Ontology annotation, molecular function: ATP binding; ATP hydrolysis activity. The coding region runs from base 461 to 2833 and encodes 790 amino acids. Gene Ontology annotation, cellular component: mitochondrial matrix; cytoplasm. Gene Ontology annotation, biological process: cellular response to heat. The record is from RefSeq and is a predicted model, not a curated record. The transcript has a single exon. Lineage: Eukaryota; Fungi; Ascomycota; Sordariomycetes; Hypocreales; Bionectriaceae.
UAAAAGUGGAAGGGGAUUUCCGGUGGUUCGCGCCCUACAAUCCGUCCAGGUUGUGCGUGGAAAAUUGGUGCCCUCUGGCGCUAGGCUUUUUUAGGGGCUGGUGGGAAAGUGGGGUGACUCAGCGCGUCUUGGGGCUGCACGUGAUGUGAGUCGAAGAGCUGGGCGGACUACGGCAUUGGACAAAUUCCGAUUACCGCAGAGAAGGUCCGCUUAAGCUUUGGACAUGCCAUCAUUUCCAUGCCAGCUCGGCCGGCCGUCGGAAGUUACCAGAAGAUGCUAUCCUCGACUGGGCGUCGUUCGAAUGAAGAGGAAGCUUUGCACCAUCGCAGCUAUUAAGUACACGUGCAUCGCACCGGGCGACUUCUAGCUUUGAACUUACUUCUCUUCUAGUUGAUGUCCUUUACUCUGUGAAACUUUGUCAUAUGUACUGAGCGCAGCCGCGCAGCGGCCUAUAUUCAACAUGCAAGCUCGACGACAAGUACUUUCUUCAGCCCAGCGACUCGCUGGCGCUGUACGACCACGAACCCAAAUCACCCGAGUAGCGGGCUUACAGAUUCUGCGACCAGCUACAGCCCGGUUAUUGCCUACCAUCACUACUCGCAACUAUGCAAACGGACGACCGCACCCUCCAGGUGGCACGCACCGCAUGGAUAUGGGUGGUGGUGAGGAGAAGCCAGCGCUGGAGCAAUACGGUGUCGACCUCACAGCGAGAGCGAAAGACGGCAAGCUUGAUCCUGUGAUUGGUCGAGACGGCGAAAUUCAGCGAACGAUCCAAAUCCUCUCGAGACGAACGAAGAACAACCCCGUCAUCAUCGGUAAUGCCGGUACGGGCAAGACAGCCAUCCUUGAGGGCCUAGCCCUGCGCAUUGUACAGGGGGACGUGCCCGAAAGUAUCAAGAACAAACGAGUCGUCAGUCUGGAUCUAGGCUCCUUGAUUGCUGGUGCCAAGUUUCGGGGCGACUUCGAAGAGAGACUGAAGAAAGUCUUGGAUGAGGUGCAGAAGGCAGAGGGUCAGGUCAUCCUCUUCAUCGACGAGCUACACACACUCCUUGGCCUGGGCAAGGCUGAGGGCUCGAUCGAUGCUUCGAACCUCCUCAAGCCAGCUUUGGCCCGAGGCGAGCUCCAAUGCUGUGGCGCUACCACGCUUGCGGAGUAUCGCCAGAUUGAGAAAGACGUGGCGCUGGCGCGACGCUUCCAGCCUAUUAUAGUGAACGAGCCAUCGGUGGAAGAUACCGUCAGUAUCUUGCGCGGUAUCAAAGAGAAAUACGAGGUUCAUCACGGAGUGCGGAUCACAGACGGAGCGCUCGUCGCAGCUGCCACUCUCUCGAACCGUUACAUUACAGAUCGCUUCCUGCCCGACAAAGCGAUCGACUUGAUGGACGAGGCUUCGAGUCAUCUCAAGCUACAACAUGAGUCAAAACCCGAAGACAUUAUGCGCUUGGACCACAAGAUUAUGACUAUCCAGAUUGAACUGGAGAGUCUUCGGAAGGAAAAAGAUGUUGCCAGCAAGGAGCGGCGCGAGAAGCUUGAGGAUGAGUUGAAGAAACACCAGGAAGAGCUCAAGGCACUCAACGAGCGCUGGGAGAAAGAACGGGCAGAAAUUGAGGGCGUCAAGAAAGUUCAAGAGGACCUCGACAAGGCCAGAUUUGAAUUGGAACAGGCUCAGCGCGAAGGCAACUUUGGCCGAGCAUCUGAACUGCGCUUCGGUGUCAUUCCCACACUGGAACAAAAGCUACCCAAGGAGAACGAGACGGAAAGCCCAGGCACAGCACAGGCUGACCAGCUUGUUCACGACUCUGUCACCGCGGACGACAUUGCCAAUGUUGUCUCGAGAAUCACCAGUAUCCCAGUCACAAAACUGACGUCUGGUCAUAUCGAGAAGCUGGUCCACAUGGAGGAUAGCCUGCGCGAGUCUGUCAAAGGGCAAGACGAGGCCAUCAAGGCCGUGUCAGACGCUGUACGUCUGCAACGUGCAGGUCUGAGCGGCGACAACAAGCCCACAGCCUCCUUCUUCUUCCUGGGCCCUACCGGUGUGGGCAAGACUGAGCUUUGCAAGAAGCUUGCCGGGUUCCUCUUCUCGACGGAGUCGGCGGUUGUUCGUUUCGACAUGUCCGAGUUCCAGGAGAAGCACACGAUUUCAAGACUUAUCGGUGCGCCCUCUGGCUAUGUUGGAUACGACGACGCUGGUCAGCUUACGGAGGCUGUGCGCCGCAAGCCGUACGCAGUGCUGCUCUUCGAUGAGUUUGAAAAGGCUCACCGCGACAUCUCUGCCCUCUUGCUUCAGGUCCUCGACGAAGGCUACCUGACCGAUGCACAGGGUCACAAGGUGGACUUCCGCAACACAAUCAUUGUGCUGACGUCGAAUCUUGGCGCCGACAUUCUAGUCGGCCACGACCCUACACACCCUUACCGAGAGACCGAGAACGGAGACAUCGAUCCUUCCGUGCGCGACGCCGUCAUGGAUGUUGUGUCCUCCGCCUACCCACCCGAGUUCCUCAACCGUAUCGACUCCUUUAUUAUCUUCAAGCGCCUCGCACAGAGCGCUAUUCGUGACAUUGUCGACAUUCGUCUGCGCGAACUACAACAGCGCCUAGACGACCGACGCAUCACACUGCACACGCCCAACGAAGUCAGAGAUUGGCUCGCUGAGAGGGGCUACGAUCCCAAAUUUGGUGCGCGACCGUUGAACAGGCUCAUCACCAACGAGAUUGGCAAUGCUCUUGCUGCAAAGAUCAUCAAGGGCGAGCUCAAGGGCGGAGAAACAGCCGAGGUGAAGAUCCGAGAUGAUCAGCAAGGGCUGGAGAUCAGUAAUGUUGCGACUGCAGCGCCUUGAGAUCUUGUAAACUACGUUGUAUGACUUGUACAUUGUUGGAGUUCUGUCUUAUACCCUGUAUAUUUGUA